AUGGAAAAUGUGGAGAAUUCGGGAGUUGCAACUCGAAUAACUCAAAUUUGUAGUUGCUUGAGGGGGUUUGAAGCAAGAAAUAGCCAAGAAUGGAGCAAAGGAAAUCGCAGUAGCGGGUGUGUUAGGAGAACACCAUUGCAGUGUGGCACUCUAGGAGGCAAACAAGACGGAUUUCUUAAGUUAAGUAAUAUGAAAGUGCCUGAUAAUUCUGAUUGGGUGUACGCGGAUAAUGAAGACCAUUGCAAGAGUCAGUGUUUACGAAAUUGCUCGUGUUUAGCUUAUGCUUAUUAUUUUGGUACUGGGUGUAUGGUAUGGAACACAAGUUUGAUUGAUAUACAAGAAUUCUCCUCCGCUGGUGUUGAUCUUUUCGUUCGUUUAGCUCAUUCAGAGCUAGGUAAAAACCUAUACAUUCCUCUAGUCAAGACAAUUCUUUUUUCAUCUGUGCAUCUUUUUCGAGCCGAGGGACGCUUUGGCGAACUUUCCUUUAGGGGGUAUGAGUUGCCGCCUUCUUAUGAUACUUUAUCAAGUGGCAGAUGGAAAGCAAUCCUAGCUAUAACACUGGUGCUGGGAUUAGUUGCGUGUGCUGUCAUAACGUGUUGGUUAUGGAGACGCAAAUGGAGACACUCUGCACGAAAGAACAAGGCCAUUCGUAAUGAGAGACAAGUGUUCAACAUCAAUGAUGUGAAAAUACAAGAUUUACCAUUGCUUAAAUUUGAAGAAUUGGCAGCUGCAACUAAUAACUUUGAAGCUUGUAACAAGCUUGGACAGGGUAUAUAUAUAUGUGUGUAUGGACAAGAAAUCGCUGUCAAGAGACUUUCGAGAUUAUCAGGACAAGGUCUAGAAGAGUUUAUGAAUGAACUGGAAGUUAUUUCGAAACUCCAACAUCGGAAUCUUAUCAGACUGCUGGGCUGUUGUGCAGAACGAGAAGAAAAAAUGUUGGUUUAUGAAUACAUGCCGAAUAAGAGCUUGGAUGCUUUUCUUUUUGAUCCUGUACUUCGGAAUAAUCUAGACUGGAAGAAACGCUUGAAUAUUAUUGAAGGAAUAUGUCGUGGCAUCCUUUACCUGCAUAGAGAUUCAAGAUUGAUAAUUAUUCAUAGAGACCUUAAACCGAGCAACAUUUUGUUGGAUGAAGGUCUCAAUGCUAAAAUAUCUGACUUUGGCAUGGCAAGGAUAUUUGAAGCCAAAGAAAAUCAAGGCAACACCAAAAGAAUUGCUGGUACUUUUGGUUACAUGUCUCCAGAGUAUGCUAUGGAAGGCUGUUUCUCAGAAAAGUCAGAUGUGUAUAGCUUCGGAGUACUGCUCUUGGAGAUCGUAAGUGGUAGAAAGAACACAACUCAGUCACCCUGUGGGCCCACUCGCGUGGACACACACGGGGCACCUGUGGACUCUGGCCACAAACCCACGGUUACUUGUAUAAACUCCGUUUUGAUUACUGAUAUUGACAAUGAUCAAAACUUUCAGGCAAGUAUAUUGCAGAAUGAGGGGAACUUUCUGUCACUGAUUGAUCCAACAAUCAAUGAACCAUGUUUCCAAGGGGAGAUUUUGAGGUGCAUUGAAGUGGGAUUAUUGUGUGUUCAAGAAAAUCCUGAACAAAGGCCCUUACUUUCCACCGUCAUUUCAAUGCUUGAUUGUGAAAGUAGGGAACCUAUUUUCACCCAAGGAGAUAAUUUGUAUCCUCCAAGGUUUUCCCAAGAAUAUGACCAAGUAUCUACUUCAGUGAACUUCAUCUCCUUCAGUUCUUACAUUAUUGGUCGAUAGCAAGAUAUAUCGGGUAUGAUGAUGAUGCACUAUCAUACACAUUCAUGACAU
This is a messenger RNA of Amaranthus tricolor (Joseph's coat), 1809 nucleotides long. Its product is annotated as G-type lectin S-receptor-like serine/threonine-protein kinase At4g27290. The transcript is spliced from 8 exons. NCBI's taxonomy places the organism in Eukaryota, Viridiplantae, Streptophyta, Magnoliopsida, Caryophyllales, Amaranthaceae. The record is from RefSeq and is a predicted model, not a curated record. Gene Ontology annotation, biological process: protein phosphorylation. Gene Ontology annotation, molecular function: ATP binding; protein kinase activity. The coding region runs from base 1 to 1758 and encodes 585 amino acids.